Molecule: messenger RNA, 2760 nt
Organism: Phlebotomus argentipes
Lineage: Eukaryota; Metazoa; Arthropoda; Insecta; Diptera; Psychodidae
Gene: in
Product: protein inturned
Exons: 2
Coding region: 1-2454 (817 amino acids)
Biological process (GO): establishment of planar polarity; nervous system development; cilium assembly
Cellular component (GO): cytoplasm; cilium
Source: RefSeq, a predicted model, not a curated record
AUGAGCAAAGCCCAGGAGAUUCCCUUCAAGGGCGAGAGGAACUCCAGCUCUUCGGCUGAGUGGAGUGAUCACAGCUCCUCAUCGAGUUUCUCCUCCCGAUCUUCGUAUAGCGGAAGUGACGACAGCUACAUCCCCGACUGGGAGCCCUUCGUGACCUACGAUGGGCAGCUAUUCUACCUGGAACUCCAUCCGGCAGCGCAAAAUGCCAACAAGGAGCAGAAUGUCGUCAACACUCUGGCUUCCGUCCGGAACGCUUUCGGCCGCGUCAGCACGCGCAGGAGCGCGAGGAGUGCUGGCAUCAGUAAGCUGUCAAAGCUGAUCUCCAGACGCCCAAAGCUGCCCAUGCCGCAGGCGUCCGGUGGGGAGAACAAGGUCACUUUUCGCGAAACUUCCACCGGUCAAGUGAAGGAACUCACGAUUUUGGUGGAUCCUGCGCGUCGCCACAAGUUCGGACGCCGCACAUCCAUCAGCGAAUCCCUCCUGGGCAUCUCCACGUGUCCCUUCCCAGAUGGGGAGCGCGUCAUGGUGGCGGGAUUCUCGUCAGUGCUGCAGAGUGUCAAGGUUGGCGACUGGAUUACGAAGAUUGACGAUCAGGAAGUGACUGUGGCGAACUGGGAGACACUCUUGCUGGCCUAUGACACUCUCAAGGAGGCUGUGCUCACGCUGCAGCAAACCGCCGAUGAGAAGCCCAUUGAGGAGCCCCAGCAGAGCCCGACGAAGUUCUUUAAUCUCUCAAUGAUGGCAAACAAUCUCAGUGUCAUCUUUCCGGGCGUCGUUGAUGAGGAAGAUGAGCUCUUCGCGCUGCUGUACUUGACAAUGAACGGAGAUGUGGGACCAAUCAAUCAGGACACGCUGUUCUGCUACCCGGAGAAGGAGAAGAACAGCUUCUACGCCACCAGAGGCACUUUCCUGACACUCAACUCACUCCUGACCACGGAUUUCCACGCCAGUCCUCAGGUUACAACACUGGACAUCAACGGAAAGAUGUUCCACAUUGUUUACACGCCCUUCAAUGAGGAUCUCAUGAUUGUGGCUCUGUCCACACAGUGUGGCAGUCCGGAGGAGGCUGUGUUUCUCUCCAGAGAGAUUCACAGAGUCCUGGAAUUCUCCUAUCGCGUCCUGCCAAGUGCUUUUGGCGAGGGAAACUCGGCCAGCCUCCGAGAUCUCUGUCAGAUAAUUGAGUGGAGCGUUCGAAUACGCCGCGCGCGCGGCGAUUCCUUCGCUUUCGAGGAGAUCCUGAGGGAAGUGCACCUGGUGCCGCUGCCCAAGGAGGCUCAGCUGAGGAUUGACGAUGCCCUGAGCGAGAUGGAGGCGAUGGACUAUCGCGAGUGGAACUACGAACCGCUGAAAUCGCACCGUGAGUUCUAUAUUUUGGGCAGUGCGGUGUUCUUUAAGGGCUUCCUCCUCGCCAGUCAUCUCCCCGUGGCGGAUUUGAUUGAUCUGAAUGCCUUUCUGCGCCUUCACAGCGUUCCCAAACUCCUCGCGGAGCAGAGUGUGAAGGAUUGCGUUGUGUGGAAGGAAGUCUUCCUCAAGAGUUGCGAUCGCGGAUUGACGGCCAAUGGGAAGAUUUACGGAAUGCCAACAGGACGGUGGUUUCUCAACGUUGUGGCGCGUGGACAAAUGGCUAUUGCUGUCCUGCUGGAGUCCAGAUACGUGGACGCCAGCCAAACUGCCCAGUUCAUCCCACCGUCGCCAUUCUAUGUGGAGGAAAUCCAGGACACACUCGAGCAUCUCCGCAGUGGUGGAAUUGAGACGCUGGCGUCCACCUGGAUCGCCUCCAAUCGGCGUCCGCAGUGCGUCACGAGCACUGUCCGUGAGGAUUAUGCGCAGCCCAGCACUUCGCCCACCAAGAAGAUGGAACUGAUCUCCAUUCUGAAGCGCAAGAGCACGUCCAGUGAGAAUGUCGAUGUGGCUAGCAGUCUGACGCCCAGCGAGGACUCGCAUAAGAAGGACGACGACAGCGAGAGCGAUUGGGAUGGCUUUCCGGACAGCCAGAAGAGCAGCAGUGGCUUUGACAUGUCGGAAACCGAGACGCUGCUCAAGGAAGUGUCUGACAUCAUUCCCAGUCGCCUCACGAGUGGCCACAACAAUGUCCUGCUGCACUUCGUGCAGCUGGAGAUCGGCGAGGGCAUUCUUCUAGCGCCUACGGUGACACACAGUGCCGACCUCGUGCGCGCCUUCAGACAGAGCUGCUUCCUCAUCCACACCGUCCUGCAGAACACCAUCCGCUUCCGCCAGCUGCUCUCGCAGGAGACCAGCAAGCCCAACUCGCACCGCUCGCUGGUGGCCAUCAAGGAGCACGGCGUGCUGCUGAAGAUGAACGCGCUGGAGUUCUGGGUCAUUGGCAGGCUGUUCCUGGCCACCGGCAGGGAGACUUACCUUUGCCACCUGGCCGACGUGCCGCAGAAUCUCGUGGAGAUCGCCUUCAGACUCACGCUGAACGCCGCCGGAUAAUCCGUCCAAGUCUUCCAACUCUGUGGAGUUCAAGUGCAAUUUGUAAUACUCGCUUUUCAGACUUCGCAAAGGUUUUGAGGGUAUUUUUUAAGCAUUCUUUUAGCACCGAAAAUCGUCACAAAAACUUUCCUUUUGCAAUAUAUUUUUAUUUAAUUACAAUUAGGAUAAUUUUAUACAGUGGCGACCAGAGAAAGGAGUCACAUUAACAACUAUUUAAUUGAAUUAAUUUACAAUUUUCAAAUCAAGACUAUGAUUUUUAGACAAUAUAUUCAUCAGUAUUUCUUACGAUUGACAAUGAAUAAAAUG